Messenger RNA from Meriones unguiculatus (Mongolian gerbil), 4539 nucleotides. It is a transcript of the gene Slc26a7, whose product is annotated as solute carrier family 26 member 7. Gene Ontology annotation, molecular function: sulfate transmembrane transporter activity; oxalate transmembrane transporter activity; chloride transmembrane transporter activity. Gene Ontology annotation, cellular component: membrane. The transcript is spliced from 20 exons. Bases 129 to 2207 code for a protein of 692 amino acids. The record is from RefSeq and is a predicted model, not a curated record. Gene Ontology annotation, biological process: transmembrane transport. NCBI's taxonomy places the organism in Eukaryota, Metazoa, Chordata, Mammalia, Rodentia, Muridae.
GAGCUGUAACCAUCUCACCACUGAGCCCAUUACUUUUCCAAGAUCAGAAAAGUAUUACACUAACAGGAACCAUUCCUUAUUCAGAUAAGAAUUCAAGAAGUUGACUCCUACAGGAGGGAAUCUGAAAAAUGACAGGAGCAAAGAGGAAGAAGAAAAGUGCGCUGUGGGGCAAGAUGCAUACCCCCCACUGUGAAGACAUUAAACAGUGGUGUAAAAGGCGCCUACCUAUUUUGGAAUGGGCACCACAGUACAAUCUGAGGGAAAACCUGCUCCCAGACAUUGUGUCUGGAGUAAUGUUGGCAGUUCAACAGGUGACACAAGGACUGUCCUUCGCUAUUCUUUCAUCUGUACACCCAGUUUUUGGUUUAUAUGGAUCUCUGUUUCCAGCGAUCAUUUAUGCCGUAUUUGGAAUGGGACGCCAUGUUGCCACAGGCACUUUUGCCUUGACAUCCUUGAUAUCAGCCAACGCUGUCGAGCGGCUUGUUCCUCAAAGCAGCAGGAACCUCACCACAGAGAGCAACUCAAGUGUGCUGGGCUUGUCCGACUUUGAGCUACAGAGAAUCGGGGUUGCAGCGGCAGUUUCGUUCUUGGGAGGAGUGAUUCAGAUGGUUAUGUUUGUGCUGCAGCUGGGCAGUGCCACAUUCCUGCUUACCGAGCCCGUGAUCAGUGCCAUGACCACAGGGGCUGCCACCCAUGUCGUGACGUCACAAGUCAAGUAUCUCUUGGGAAUAAAAAUGCCAUAUAUAUCUGGACCACUGGGAUUCUUUUACAUUUAUGCAUACGUUUUUGAAAACAUUAAGUCUGUCCGGCUGGAAGCACUGCUCUUGUCCUUGCUGAGCAUCGUCGUCCUUGUUCUUGUUAAAGAGCUGAAUGAACAGUUUAAAAGAAAAAUUAAAGUUGUUCUUCCUGUCGACUUAGUUUUGAUCAUUGCUGCCUCGUUUGCUUGCUAUUGUACGAACAUGGAAAGCACAUACGGAUUAGAAGUAGUUGGGCACAUUCCAAAUGGGAUUCCUCCACCCCGUGCUCCUCCAAUGAACGUCCUCUCUGCAGUGCUCACCGAAGCUUUCGGGGUUGCACUUGUGGGCUACGUGGCCUCCCUGGCUCUCGCUCAAGGAUCUGCCAAGAAGUUCAAGUACUCAGUUGACGACAACCAGGAAUUUCUGGCCCACGGCCUCAGCAACGUGAUCCCGUCCUUCUUCUUCUGCAUCCCAAGCGCUGCUGCCAUGGGAAGGACGGCUGGUCUGUACAGCACGGGCGCGAAGACACAGGUGGCUUGUCUAAUAUCUUGCAUUUUCGUCCUUAUAGUCAUCUAUGCAAUAGGACCUUUGCUGUACUGGCUGCCCAUGUGCGUUCUUGCUAGCAUUAUUGUUGUGGGACUGAAGGGAAUGUUAAUACAGUUCCGGGAUUUAAAAAAAUACUGGAAUGUGGAUAAAAUCGAUUGGGGCAUAUGGAUCAGCACUUACAUUUUUACAAUCUGCUUUGCUGCCAACGUGGGACUGUUGUUUGGUGUUGUCUGCACCAUAGCUAUCGUGUUAGGACGCUUCCCAAGGGCAAGGACUUUAAGUGUAACAAACAUGAAAGAAAUGGAAUUUAAAGUGAAAACAGAAAUGCAUGAUAGCACAGAGAACUGGCCUCCUUCCAAAAGGACCAAUGUCGAGGUCUUUCCAGGUAGCCUGAACACAGGAAGUAACGUCAGGAGUCUUUCUGUGACACCCAGGAGAAUGGAAACCUUGCAACAGAUAAAGAUCAUUUCAGUAAACAACCCACUUGUUUUCCUGAAUGCAAAGAAAUUCAACGCUGAUCUAAUGAAAAUAGUCCUAAAGGAAAAGGACAGCAGCCAGACACUUGACGAUGUUAGUAAGUGUGAACAGAACACCUUGCUCAAUUCCCUGUCCAAUGGCAACUGUAAUGAAGAGGCUUCCCAGCCCUGCCCCGGAGAGAGGUGUUCUUUGGUCCUGGACUGCAAUGGCUUGACCUUUUUCGACUACACAGGAGUCUCCACACUUGUUGAGCUUUACCUUGACUGCAAGAGCAGGAGUGUCGAUGUGUACUUAGCCAAUUGCACAGCAUCCUUGAUAAAAGCGAUGGCGUACUGUGGAGAUUUGGACACUGAAAAGCCGAUUUUUUUUGACUCCGUAUCUGCUGCAGUAAGUGCCGUCCAGUCAAAUAAGAACUUGAGCAAGGUCAGUGAUCACAGUGAAGUCUGAGGCCCACAUGCUGACGUGCACAUCUCAUCUCUAGCAGCUGCCCUGAAGAGGCCACAGACUGGCGUUUUGCCCAAGUUUUGGUGUGUAGGUGGAGCAUCAUUCUGUAAGAAUGAUGUGAGUUAGCAACUGCAGAGCCGCUAGCCAAGAUUUGCUGACCCCUUAUUUUUCUAAUUUUUCUUACUAAACACUUUCAUUUAAUUAUUACAUAGGCACCAAUAUAGAUGUAGAUUUAGUUUACUGAAUAGUAUUUUGUAUGGUCUUAUUUUUAUUUUGUUGUAAGCUAACAAGUGGAGAAACACUUUUUAUCAAAUGUGGUUUGGAUUAUUUAUAAGCCAUUUGUAAAAAAAAAAUUAAGAUCAUCUAACUAAUACAUUAAUAAUGUUAGCAAAUGUGCCAUUUCCCAUAGUUUUAUCACAAAGUUAUUGAAACGUCAGUAAGAUAAAAUAUCACUUUAUACAGUGAAAAAUAAAUCCACAGAAAGAAAACAAAGAAGUCGUUAACGCCAGCACCCACUGACACAGUCACUCUGACAGUAUUCACGCCUUCAGCGACGUGUUUGUAUGUGGAAGAAAACUGAUGUUGUAACAAAACUAUGUUCUUGGCAUUAGUCUGCUUAGAUGUGGAUACUGGAAACCAUUAGAUAUUCAAUUAAAUAACUCAUUUCUGCAUUGCCACAAUAAGACGUUCUGCUUUCAGCCUUAUUUUUAAUUGUAAUCAGAGAAUAUGAGAAUUUUGCAUCUAAUUUUUUUCAGAAAUAUGAUAGUUUAGAAAGGAAAAUACCAUGAGUAGAAUAGCUCUGUGCUAUUUUGAUGUAAGAUUAACUUAGAAAUUGUGAAUUUUCUAUUUGAGAGAUACCAAGUCAGUAAAAUGUAGUAUAUUAUCUAUCUAUAUGAAGAUAGAUAUCAAAUAGACAGAUACACAGACAGAUAGAUGACAAACAGACAGAUGACAGGUAAAUCUCUCUGGUACAUUUUCCAUUUUAUUUUGUAAGAAGUGAACUUGGAUGCUACAAUCUGUAAAUUUACCAAAACAAUAGGAUAAUUGACAACACUAAUGGGCAGAUUUGUUUCAUGUUUGUAUAUUUUAUUUUUAAUUAUAUAGAAGUAUGCAAUUUUAUAAUUUCUAACAAAUUUAUAUAUGAAGUGAUAGAUUAAAUUACACGUUAUUCUUAAUGGCAUUUAAACUAUUUUAGAAACUAACACUGUCAGGGAAAGCCAAGUACUGCAAAGGGAGUUUGAAAAGCAAGUUAAAAUAGAAAUUAAAAAUUGGCCGUCUAGUGUGGCUCUUAUGGGCAUCUGUAAGAGCAAAUUCUAACUCCUGUCCAAGUGAUAGAUUGGAAUUUUCCUCAGCAAAUGCAUGGUAAAUACAUGACUCUUAACUUUAACACCUCAGUCUUUGAUAGGGUGAAAUAAUAAAAUUUAAAGGCCAAAAACAGUGUUACAAAAUUUUAUAGUCAUUUUCAUUUUCAGUUUCACUGAAACAAACUCAAAAGAAUGGUGUUGGUCAUCCAAAAUAGCCUCAAUCUCUUUAUCGCUUAUUUGGGUAGUACCAAGUAAGGUUGGGGGUGGAGAAUUAGAAAUAAUUUCCGUAUAAAAAGGGAUUUUACUCUGCAUCAUCCAUUUGCAUUAGUCUAAAGGUAGUGAUAUUCUUCAUUCCCAACCCAUUGGUCCCUGCCAAAGAAUCAAGAGUCAUGGAAAGCCAAGAAAAGAAAUAUGCUAUGGUACAUAUAAAGUGAUAUUUUGCUAUAUAAGUUUGGCCUUUAAUUAAACUCAUGCAUUGUGGGCAUUUUUAAUUUGUUGUAGACUAUGGUUCAUGGCUGACAUUAAAAUCAUUACAGGCAAUUGUUGGAUGGUUUGUUCUGUUCUGUUGUUAGUGCUGAGACAAUAUUGCCUGAGAAAUUGCAUUUGAGUUCAUUUAAGCAUUUAUAGUAUAGGUUUAAUGCAUAAAAAGUUAACACCAUUAAUUUCAGCAUCAUAUUGUUAUAGUCAAAGACAAGGAAGACCAAACCACACACACUAUAAAGUCCACAGCCCAAUAGCUUAUGUCAAGACCACAAUGACUACCCAAAGAAAGGAGUUAAGUUUUGAGAGUCUGAGAACUGCAUCUAAGUUUUGAACAUACAAGUUUUUAUUUCAAAUCAGAAGCAGAGAACACAGAAGCUAUAAAGUGGCUCCGGCGUUGCAGUAUCUUCUAUCAGCACACUGACUUGUUCUUACGGGGCCACCAUAUUUUCAUAUGAUAAACUCCUUCCACAGUACUUAUAGUGAAAUACCAUUAAAAAACAAAACUGACCUAUACACGUGUUAAGAACAUUAAUGUGGCAGAUAUGAAA